AUGUCCAAAUAUUGGCCACUACUCCUAUUGCCGACCAGCAAAUUCUUCCAGGGUGAUGGCGUUGUUUCCAGACAGUCGGGUCAUGUUGUGAAAGAGUCACAGCCGACUCCAGAUGACUGGACGCGAAUGCGCCCGGCGGACUCGGACUACCAGUUCCAGCUGCACAUCGGAGUAAAGCAGGGCAACCUCGCCGGCCUCGAGCAGCGGCUGCUGGAAGUCUCGGAUCCCUCCCAUCCCAGCUAUGGGCGACACCUCUCCGCCGAGCAGGUCAACGCCCUCGUCGCACCGACAGACGAGGCCAUCGCCAAGCUCCACGCCUGGCUGGCCUCCCACGGCAUCGUCCGGGACCAGCUGCGGCACAGCCCGGCCGGGGACUGGAUCCGCGUACCCAACGUCACCGUCGCGCGCGCCGAGGCGCUCCUCCAGACCAGCUACCACGUCUACCGGCGGCGCGACGGCUCCGGUACCGACGUCGUCCGGGCCGAGCACUGGUCGCUGCCGCCAGACCUCCACGGCCUCGUCGACACCAUCCAUCCCACCAGCACCUUCUUCCUCACCACCAGGCGGAAUGCCACGGAGCCGACGAACCCCUUCAAGCGUCCCGGCUCCCUCAACGACUACGCAGAGGACGUCCCCGACGGCCUCGCAAUCCUCAACGGCAUCGACGUCGCCCACCCGCCGUCGGACCUCACCCCGGAGCGCGCCUGCAACGUCACCGCCGUCACACCGCUGUGCCUGCGCGCGCUCUACGGCACCCUCAACUACACCGCCGCCGCCGCCACUCCGCAGGUCCCCGGAGGAAGGAGGAACAGGAUGGCUCUGGUCAACUUUUCCGGCGAGUUCAACAACCGCACCGACGCGCGGCGCUUCCUCGCCACCUACCGGCCGGACGCGGUCGCCGCCGCCGACGACUUUUCCAUCGUCGAGAUUGCCGGCGGGAUCAACCGGCAGGGCCCGUCCACGGCGGCGCAAAUCGCGACCGGCGAUGGUAGAGAGGGCGGGCUGGACGCGCAGGUGCUGCUGGGCGUCGGCCAUCCGACCCCGCUGGUGACCUACACCGUCGGCGGCGAAGGUGGGCAGGUGCCAUGGGUCUCGGGCUCGGCAGAGGUCAACGACAACGAGCCGUUUCUGGUGCUGAUCGACUGGCUGCUCACGCAGCGCGACGAGGACCUGCCGACGGUGCUGAGCAUCUCGUACGCGGACACCGAGCGCACCGUGCCGCCCUCGUACGCCGCGCGCGUGUGCGCCGGCUUCGCACAGCUCGGCGCUCGCGGCGUCAGCGUCAUCUUCGGCUCCGGCGACUGGGGCGUCGGCCGCUCCGGCCAGUGCCUCUCCCGCUCCGGCCAGCGGCCGCGCUUUGCUGCGCGCUUCCCGGACGGAUGCCCGUGGGUGACCUCGGUGGGUGCGACGCGCGGCGUGCGGCCGCAGGUGGUCGCGCAUAAUACGCGCAACGGCUUCGUCAGCGGCGGCGGCCUGAGCGAGCUCUUCCCGCGGCCGGCGUACCAGGAGGACGCGGUGCGGCGGUACCUGGCCGGGCUGGGCGGGCGGCACGCGGACAUGUACAACGGGGAGGGGAGGGCGUACCCGGACGUGGCGGCGAUGGGGUACAGGAUGGUGACGGUGUGGAACGGGGGCGCCAAGAUGGUGGACGGGACGAGCGCGAGCGCGCCGGUGUGGGCGGCGGUGGUGGCGCUGCUGAACGAUGCGAGGAUGGCGGCGGGGAGGGCGCCGCUGGGGUUCUUGAAUCCGUGGAUCUACAAGGUGGCGGGCCCGGGGGGCGGGUUCACGGACGUGGUCAGCGGGAGCACGAGGGGGUGCAACACCUCGGGGUUCCCGGCGACGGAAGGCUGGGACCUGGCCAGCGGGUUCGGCACGCCGUGGUUUCCGAAGCUGUUGGAACUAGCGAUGGGUGAGGCUGAUGAUGCUCCCGGUGGUCCGGUCUCAACGGGGCCGGCCCCAACUUCGGUCCAAAGCACUUCAGUCCCCGAUGAGCCCGCGCUCAAGGAACCGGCAUCCACUACUUCCGUUUUACACGAGCCUACUCCGGGCCAGGCACACCGGCCCUGGUACAUCCCGCCAUGGCUCUGA
Cordyceps fumosorosea ARSEF 2679 is the source of this 2088-nucleotide messenger RNA. Its product is annotated as tripeptidyl peptidase. Bases 1 to 2088 code for a protein of 695 amino acids. The transcript has 2 exons. The record is from RefSeq and is a predicted model, not a curated record. Gene Ontology annotation, biological process: proteolysis. Gene Ontology annotation, molecular function: serine-type endopeptidase activity; tripeptidyl-peptidase activity. NCBI's taxonomy places the organism in Eukaryota, Fungi, Ascomycota, Sordariomycetes, Hypocreales, Cordycipitaceae.